ACCGCAAGAGGGAUUAUAGAAGCGUGAGAUUUUUAUAAGGGGGUGGUGCGGCAUGCAACGUAAACAAUCAUUCAACGUGAAUCAAAACACAGACACGCGGUAGACGGAAUAGGGGAAAUGCUGAAAAACUGAAACUAUAAUUUGGUUGAUCUUUUCGAAUUCAUGUCACAGAUCUUAGGCAUUAGCCGAAAUUGGUGUAGAUAUUAUGCUAUAUCUGAAUAAUUUGUUCAAGUUUUCAGUUGUUGAAUUAGGAGGAACGAACUAUGAGAGGCAAGACGAAAUCUUUCGACGGUUCGGCAGUUUUGUCGCUGGCUUCAAAGUCUACGGGGAACAUAUUGAUCAUUGGUGAAAAACUCAGGAAUGAAUGGAGAGCAUCACUUAUACAAGAUAGACGAUACAGACUUAGACAUUACCAAAAAUGUUUUAUUGGUAAAGAUGUCAUUGACUGGAUUGUACUACACAAGGGCAUCGAGGAAAGAGGGAAGGCCGUUGAACUCAUGAACGUCCUGCAUAAAUACAAUGUCAUUCAUCAUGUGUGUGAUGAUCACCUAUUCAAGGAUGAUAUGCUUUUCUAUCGGUUCCGAGUCGAUGAUAAAACGUUCAGAGAUAGUCGAGAAUCAAGGACCAUCAUCAAUGGUACAACAAUAUUCCACAGAGUCACAAGUGAAACUUCUUCAAAUCCAUUGCUGAAACCACAUACAGAGUUUGGACACAAGUAUCCGGAUAGUUUCUAUGGUGCAGAACUGGUAUCCUGGUUGUUACGUAUUAACAUGUGCAAUUCAAGAGAUGCGGCUACAGGACUUGGUAAAGAUCUACUAGAAGCGGAUAUCAUCAGACAUGUAACAAUGGACCAUCACUUCAAAGACGAACGACUCCUCUAUCACUUCAAUCCAGUCAUGUCUGAUUUGAGCUUGACUGAUCUCACGACGUUAGACCAAGAAGCAACGAUGAUGGCAUCGGGAGAAGCGGCUGUGAUGCCAUCAUUGACAAUACCAAGAGAACCUCAAAGGAUACAUUCAAACUCAUCUUCUUCAGACACAUCUCUCGAAAGGGCAUCACUUUCGGGUUCAAAGCCAGACCUAGGAGGCCAGGAUCAGAACCAGAACCAUCUAGGAGAAUCUUCUAAAGACUUGGACUCCCCAAACAUCCCUACAGAACCAAUCUGCACCAGAAGAUGGGGAUCGUUUACGGCAAACGAACUCCGGCAUCCUGAGAGUCCAUUCACCAAACGGCACAUCAAGAUUGUAGGAGAUUCCGUUGGCUUUGGUCUUGUGAUACGAGGAGGCGGUCCAACCUACGUACAGACAGUAGACCCUGAAGGUCCAGCUGCAGCAGCAGGCUUAAAGGUUAAGGAAUACCUUGCUGCUGUGAACGGCACCGAUGUCCUUGAAAUGAAUCAUACAGACGUUGCCAAGCUCAUCCUUGCCAAUCCCUACGAACUCUCUCUCGAUCUUAUGAUAUUAAAUGAUGGAAUCAUGGGAACUUAGGUCCGUACAGGGCAUGACAGAAGUCACAUGGUGGUGGUUGAGUAUUCAUUUUAUAAUCAUUAUCACCGAUAUCUGCAGGGCAUCGUUGGUUUAAGCUUGGUUUCAAAGGGUACUAAAUCCAGUGAGUGAUAGCUAACUGUUCAGUUCGGGACCAGACCCAUACACAAGGUUGAACCUGAAUUUCAACCCCUAGGGGUACAUUGUCUUCUCCUGCAGAUUCUCUGUACACAUGUCCUGAUAGUGUUGUGUCACCAAAUGUCCCACACUGGCUCGAAUCAUUGUGGAGCAGUCAUUUAGAUGGCAGCUAUAAUUUUCAGGAGACACUUUUGCAAUAUUUCUUCAUCUGAACUCUAGAAAUUACACAUGGAAUAUGAUUUGAAAUAGAAAAAUUAAGCCCCCUCCCCCCCCCAAAAAAAAAAAUGGAACCAUUUCCGGUGCAGUACAUUUCCCAUUUCUGUAUAAAGGUCUAUCUAAUCAUUACACUCACUAAAUUGGCAAUGUGAUGAAAACAACAAAAUCACUGUUCAAAAUGCAAAUUGGCAACUUUUCGUUGAAGUCUCCUUUUAUCAUUGAUUUCAACAUGUUUGAUGUCCUUGCUGAUUUUUCUUUCCAAGUAUGAGAAUAACUUGAAAAUUAAUAAUAGUUGCCAAUUUGUGGAUGAAAAAAUGGGCUAACCUUUAUAUUAGGAAAGCUGUGUAGCUAUGCAAGUUCUUAUAUCAAUUUGUGGUAGCUGCCUCAAGAAAAUAAGGCAAACAACUGCUUUAUUCUCUGUAAAAUAAGAAAACUAAAGUCGUACCUUUUGGAGCAGGGCUAGUUAUAUGUGUGUUUAUUUUCAAGUAUACCUCAAUUUUGGUACUCUUAAUACUAUAUAAGGUUAUAAUGUACAUAUGUCAGGGAUGAUUCAUGUAUAGUUGCAAUUAUGUAUAUUAAUGAAUAUACAUGUAAGUGGCAUUAUUAUGAGUUUAAUAUGGUAAUGUGUGUUUAUGAAUUUUCGUAUCAUAAAAAUUACACAACCCCAAAAAAUUUAAAGCCUUGUCCAAAAAGCAAAAAUAUUUGGUUAUGCAUCAUCAAUUUUCUUGCAGAGACGGGACGCAUCUUUUAGAAAAAUUUGUGGAGUAUUCAAAUUUUUGAAAUGUUGAGUGCCAAAUAGUUUUUGCCAGAAGAUGUGAGUCAAACUCAUUACAUUUUUUUCUAGAAUCUGUUGCACACUGAAUGAAUCAUACUUACAUUUACUUCAUUGAGUUACUUCAUUUUACUUUGUACAAUGUAUCCGGCAUGUCAUUACUGAUGGAAGUGGAAGUAAACGAAAUGAAACGUUAAUAAAUGAAAUGGCAUGGAGUGACAUUGAGAUGUCAAACUAUUGCACAGCA
This is a messenger RNA of Lytechinus pictus (painted urchin), 2857 nucleotides long. Its product is annotated as DEP domain-containing mTOR-interacting protein-like. The coding region runs from base 264 to 1487 and encodes 407 amino acids. The transcript has 9 exons. Gene Ontology annotation, molecular function: protein binding. NCBI's taxonomy places the organism in Eukaryota, Metazoa, Echinodermata, Echinoidea, Temnopleuroida, Toxopneustidae. Gene Ontology annotation, biological process: negative regulation of protein kinase activity; intracellular signal transduction; negative regulation of TORC2 signaling. The record is from RefSeq and is a predicted model, not a curated record.